AUGACUUCUUCUCCUCCUCCUACUAAGCUUCAGAUUCCUGUGGUCUCUAUUAUUCCCGGGAUCGGUGAAGCCGUUCGGAAACAACUUUCAUCAUCCACGGCUUUAUCUCUUGCAUCGAAAUUAUACCAAUCAUCAAAACUUGAAAUUCUCGAUUUUCCUUUGCCAGUAAUUGAUCCUCUUAAUGUCAGUAACAAACAAUCGCCCGAGGAACUUGUCGACAGUGCAUCAUCAUCAUCAUCAUCAUUACCCCCCAAGUGGAAACUGGACCUCAUGCAGCAACAAAUUCUACAAGAUGCCGAGAUUCUCUUGAUGGACGCUCAUUUGGCUGCCCCAUUAUUACUCGCCCCCAAGACAAAUUUACCAAUUGAGUUACAGCAUUUACUGAAGAAAGUACAGUGGGUACAGGGCACUUACGCUGGUGUUGAGUCCUACCAUCAGUAUCCAGAUGCUCCAGCAGAUCCAGGUUUUACAGUCUCACGAGCAGGCGGGAUCAUGCCCAAAGCGGUGACUCAAUUUGUUUUUGGAUACGUGAUUGCAAUUGAACGCAGACUUUUUGAGGCACAAGAGUACCAGAAAAAACGAGUCUUUGGUCGAUAUGAACUCAAGUACCGCUCGUUUCAGCAAGUAACGAUUGGCAUUCUCGGUCUUGGUGAAAUUGGUCAAGAAAUGGGACGUAUAUUCAAAGCAUCCGGGUUUCACGUCGUCGGGUUUAAGCGUCAUGUGAGUGAUGGAGAGAGACAAGCACUGCUUUUGAGUGCUGACCACACGUCAACUGACUUGACCGAAGUGCUUGAGCAGAGUGACUACGUCGUAAAUGUGCUACCGAGCACGGAUGCGACGCGCUACUUGUUGACCGAACACAUGCUCGAGCAUUGCCGUAAACGACAGCCGGUAUUCAUUAAUGUCGGUCGUGGCGAUAUCAUUUCGGAGAAAACGAUCAUUGCCGCUCUUGACACAGGACUACUGUCGAAAGCCGUGCUGGAUGUUUUUGAACAAGAACCUUUGCCGAAGGAGAGUCCAUUGUGGACGCAUCCAAAGGUGAUUGUAACACCACAUAUCGCUGGCACUGUUUUUCCAGAGGACGUUGCAGAUGUAUUCGUGAGGAACCUCGACCGCCGCAUUGAAGGAAAAGAGCAGGUGCUGUAUCAAAUGGACUGGUCAAACGGCUACUAG
Peronospora farinosa is the source of this 1173-nucleotide messenger RNA. Lineage: Eukaryota; Oomycota; Peronosporomycetes; Peronosporales; Peronosporaceae. The record is from the annotation of a GenBank genome assembly.